Messenger RNA from Bemisia tabaci, 2841 nucleotides. The record is from RefSeq and is a predicted model, not a curated record. Lineage: Eukaryota; Metazoa; Arthropoda; Insecta; Hemiptera; Aleyrodidae.
UGUCCAAUCUAUUUCAAAAACCAAUAUAAAAACCUAGCAGUCUGUGAGGAAUCCGUCAACAAACAGCUAAGAGUAUAAUUUUACAAAUAAUGCCCCUAAUUGUGAGUUUGUAAUGACUAUUAGCUUGUUGAAUCUCCACAAAUUAUACUAAUAAUGUGUGUUACUAGUGUUACUUUUGGUUAGUGAAACACAAACAAUCAAAAAUUUAGUGUUGAUUUUGAUACGGUUUGCGUUGAAUUUAGCGCAGUAAACAAUGGAGACACUGGGAAAAUGCAUUCCUCCAAUUGCGACGUUGGUACUCACUCGUAUUUUAUUAAAUUUCUUCAUGAAAACCAGCUGACCUUUGCUCUUGAAAUUGUGAACCGAAGGCUAAAGUUGUGUUUUACUUCCCGUAUUAACCAAACUUUUGGGUUGAAAUUUCUACCCGAGAGGUACAAAAGCAGGACUGUUCUUCGGGAGAUUGCCGCCCUUCAAGAGCCAAAAGGAUGAUUUUACAAUUGCUGCUUCUUGUUAUACUUCUUUCAGAAGCUUCAAAUGCCGAUGGAGAGCCCCCUGGAUCUGCUAUCUUUAAAGACUUCGCUCAGACACGCGCUUUCAUAGACAAAUCUCUACUAAUCAAGUACAUCCUAGAUGGCCGUAGGCACAUUUACAUCGAGGCCCCACCGGGUUUCGGCAAAACCACUAACCUUAAAUUGGUUCAAGAUUUCUUCACCAUGGAGAUCGACUCCUAUGGAUCCGCCAUCAAUGCGGCAAAGCUCGUGAAAACCGACAAGAUCUUUCAGGACGUUCUGAAAAAGUAUAGAGAGCGUCACGGAAACACCUCCACAGAACGCACGGCUUCCGAAAACGAGACCAAAGGUGCAUCUGCCCACGAGAGCGUUACGAAACCUAUCAAUAUUAUCGGAGACUACCUGAAGAACUACGUGACCUUUUCGAAGCCGCGCUUGAAAAUACUGGAGGAUUGGCCGGAGCUUUUCGAGUCCCAGUUUGCUCGAUAUCCUGUCCUCAUGGUAGACUUUGGAGUGCUAUCUACAAAUUCUUAUCAGAACUACAAAAGCUCUUUUACGAAAAUGGUUUCGCGGCUCUUCGAACAAUUUAAAUACUUGUUAUUGAGCAAGAGGUUGACCAAACUCACCAAGGAUGAAUUUUUACUUUUCCGCGAUAAGUCAAAAGAACUGAGUAUAGAUGAGGUUGUGCUUGGGGGAGAAAAGUUGGUCCGUCUGUUGUCACAUCAUCAUCAGCGAAAAUCGAUAGUUUUAGUCGAUAAUUUUGACAUACCGAUUCGCAAGGCUCUUUUCGCCCAAAAACUUGAUGAGGAAAGUUUUACGAGGAUCGUGAAGGAUGUGUGUCGAUUUGUCGAGUUGCUCAUAAAAAGCGAAGAUGUGUUCCGGACCGUAGUGACGGGCAGUCUCAGAAUCGACAUCACAGAUGGAUUGAUGCACCUUCCCGUCUUCCAGGAUGAAUUUUUGCAUCAAUAUUACGGCCUGACAGAAGAGGAUGUUUCUGAGCUUGCUUGGCGCUACUACAAAGAAAAACAUAUUCCCGAUAUCAGACUUUGGUACAGUGGUUACAGAGCAGGGCGGAAGGGUCAUAAUAUCUACAACACACGCUCAACGUUGCGCUGCCUUACGACGGGUCUGCUUAGACCGUGUCAAAAUGAGUCUGUAAAGUUUAAACCCAUAAAACACCUGUUGAAUUUUGAGAAGUUGGGCCGUGACAUAGAGGACGCCUUCGAUAAUAAGACACGACUCCUUGUACGGCAAAAGAUCCCACUGAGGCUGCUCGAGCAACUCCGACGAUCAAUAUUUGAACCCAAUCGAACUCCAUUUGUUGUUCAUCGGGACUUAAUCCUGCAGAUGCUUCUGGACCAUGGCUUCUACACCGUUUUCGACGGAAACAGACUCAAUAUACCGAACUUCGAGACCAAGUUAGACAUCAAUAAUCUGAUCUUCGACCGAGCAUACUACAUCACCAAACUAAAUAUAACUAACCAGGCAAUUAAUAACUUUGUUCAGAGCAUUGAGCGACUCACUGGGGAGGAGGCGUCUAUACGCAACUUCUCCUUAGCGGUCACAGAACUCUUCAAGUACAGCCUGCCGCGAGGAGCACGGGAACUAGCACACACCUUGCUCACUCUAGCGGCAGACUCUGGAAAAUUCGACUUGGUGCGCGGUCUGGAGGCCCCCGACCGAAAACGACAGGAUGUCCUCGUGAAGCGAUCCUCGGAGGCCGGGAUCGUAAUCGGGAUCACAACGGAUAAAAUUGACGAUGAUUUGCUGAGACCUGUUUUUAUCCGAAGUUUCCAGUUGUUCCAUCAAGACUGCAAGGCGAAGAUUGCCAUAUUGUUGGGUUUAAAACUACGCGGACAGGUCGGGGAUCUCGACGUACUGUAUGCGUUCGAGAAUCGUACCAUUGAGGACAUGACCGAGAACCAACGUAAGGUACAUGUUACCGAGGGUGCACCAACGAGACUAUCAGAGAGUGUAUAAUCGAUGGAGGCACCAUAUCAUCCUUGCAUUCAACGACCACCGCUGGGUAGAGAUGAACCACCCAACUUACGCGUACACAUACGUAAGUUGAGUUGUUUUAGGCACAAAAGACAGUUAAUUGGCCGUAUUUUCUCUUCAUCGUAUUGUUACGGUACCUCUCACUUGUGUGGAAUAUUACAAAAUUAGUUUGCGAUGUCGGAUUGUUUUUAUAUUGAAACUGGUCUUUAACGAUACCAAGAUACUAAGAUCUUCCAUGCGACAUACGCAGUAAUGAAAACAUAAUUUUCAACUUCGGUUGCAGAAAUUUUGAUUAUUGUUGCCAUUGCUUAGAAUAAAUAUUCCGAAAAAUGUA